AUGGAUACAAUCAGCUAAAAUCUUGUAGGAUCUUAAGAAGCUAAAUAUAAGCUUGCUAUGCAUCUUCAAAACAGGAAAAAAAUCAAAGAGAUGUAUAAAAUGAAAGGUCUCUAAAUGCUCGAUAAACCUGAGUUAGUCAUUUCUGAUAUCUAAGAACCUAAGUUAAAGCCUUAAUAAACUUUAAUUUAUUAGACUAUGAAAAGCGAAUUAACUAAAAAAGGGUACUCUGAUUUUAGGUUUUUAGGAUAGGGAUAGUAGGGAUUAGUUUUGUUAGCAAAAAAUUCUAAAACUAACAUGAGGUAUGCUAUCAAAGGUGUUUAAGUUAGAGAUUCUUUUGGAAAUCUUGACGAAGAUCUGAACAAUAGAGUGAGACAAGAAGUAGAAAUACUCCAAAAAUGUAGAGACUCUCCAUAUGUAGUCAGACUUUUAGAUUAAUUUGAAGGAUAAUAAUUUAGUUACUUAGUUCUAACUGAGUGUUAAGGAACUCUCACCUAAAUUUUAGAAAGGAACUAAAACAAAAGACUGAAUGAAAUAUCAGCAAUCAAAUACGCUAAUGAUAUUGCUCAAGGUCUCUACUACAUUCACUCUAAGAGCUGUCUUGUUAAUGACCUGAAAAUGGAUAAUAUCUUAAUUGACUACCAUGGAAAUGCAGUUGUUUCUGAUUUUGGUUUAGCAGAUAACCUAACAAAUAAAUCUGGUUAUGCGAUCAAUCAAUAUAUGGGAAACUUCUUGUAUCAAGCACCAGAGUGUUAUGACCCAGCUGAUCUAUUCGGUAAGGUUUAUUAUGAUGAAUAUUAAAAAUUAGGCGUGACUGUGAGACAACAACCAAGCAAUAGAAGUGAAGCAUGUUCUUUAGGGUAUCUAAUUUAUACAAUGGUCUAGGGAAUAGAUAUUAAUAUGAUAUCAAAUAAGCACAAAAAAUUGAAUUAUGAUAAUGAAUUUAAAAAUUUUGUUUAUCACAAAUAGCUUAAUAAUAUUAUUGAAGGAUUAACUAAUUUUGUUCCAAAGAAUAGAAUGCCUAUUAAAGAGGCUUUAAUUAUUUUAAAGGGAAUUAUUUCUUUUGAAUUUUAGUUAGAUGACAUGCUUAUUGAGAUGAUAGAUGGAAACACUCAACAGUUCACAAGUUCACUCAAAAAUUAAAUUGAGUUUGUUAAAGAUUUUUCUAACAAGUUUUAUCCAAUCAUUAAAAAUGAACAAGCCUUAAACUAAGAGUUGAAAGAAGAUCAUCAAAAAAGAUAAUAUGAGGCAAAAAUAGAAGAGUUAUAGAAAAUAAAUCUUUAACUAUAAUAACAAAUUAGUGAAUAAGAAAAAACAAUUAAAGCUUUAUUAACCUAAUUAGAAUAAUCUUAAAAUUAGUUAAUGAAUUAACCUUAGAUUAUGAUGAUGCCAACGAUGAAGACGACGAACUAGUAACAUAUUAUUUUUUAAGAAAUUAAUAAAUAGGAAAAGAAAAGAAAGAUGAAUUCCCAAGAAAAAAACUAACUUUGA
This is a messenger RNA of Tetrahymena thermophila SB210, 1488 nucleotides long. RefSeq names its product kinase domain protein. NCBI's taxonomy places the organism in Eukaryota, Ciliophora, Oligohymenophorea, Hymenostomatida, Tetrahymenidae. Gene Ontology annotation, cellular component: spindle pole; cytoplasm; nucleus. The transcript has 9 exons. Gene Ontology annotation, biological process: protein phosphorylation; mitotic cell cycle; regulation of cytokinesis. Gene Ontology annotation, molecular function: protein kinase activity; ATP binding. The record is from RefSeq and is a predicted model, not a curated record.